Messenger RNA from Salmo salar (Atlantic salmon), 1526 nucleotides. Its product is annotated as uridine phosphorylase 2-like. The record is from RefSeq and is a predicted model, not a curated record. Gene Ontology annotation, cellular component: cytosol. Gene Ontology annotation, biological process: uridine catabolic process. Gene Ontology annotation, molecular function: uridine phosphorylase activity. NCBI's taxonomy places the organism in Eukaryota, Metazoa, Chordata, Actinopteri, Salmoniformes, Salmonidae.
GAGACCAGACAGUCACUACUCCUCCUUCACCAACCAAUCAUUCCUGAGAGGUCACAGGGCAAAGCGAUAUCAGCCCCAGAAUCAGUGACGGCACUUUUAUUUCCUUCGAGCUGAAGAGUAUUUGGAAACUGCUACACAGCGGCGAAUAUUACCUGUAUUCUUUUUAUUUUUCUGUCUAGCCUGAAAGUAUAUCUACAGUGAACAACAGCCAUGUCAUCUAUUUUACUAAACUGUAUGGGGGCUGUCACUGACCAUUCUGAAUAUAGCGAACCGGAGGUCCUUUUCAAGAACCCCCAGAUCCAUGUCAAGAACCCCCAAUUGGAUACAAUGGAAGAGGACAUUCUCUAUCACUUCAACCUGGGUACCAAGACCCACAACCUACCUGAGAUGUUUGGAGACAUCAAGCCUGGUAUGGGUGUCCCCUCCAUCUCCAUCAUGCUCCAUAAGCUCAUCAAGCUGCUGCAUCAUGCCCGCUGCAUCGACUUCGCCCUCUUCCGCAUUGGCACCUCCGGUGGAGUUGGUCUGGACCCAGGAACAGUAGUGGUCACAGACAAGGCGGUGGACUGCUUCUUCCGCGCCCAGUUUGAGCAGGUGGUUCUAGGUAAGGUGAUCACCAGGAGCACAGAGCUGGACGUGGGCGUAUCCAAGGAGCUGCUGCAGUGCUCGUCCGAGUUAGACGACGUGCCCACCGUCAUCGGAAACACCAUGUGCACCAGUGACUUCUACGAAGGUCAGGAUCGGCUUGAUGGAGCUCUCUGCUCCUUCUCCACUGAAGACAAGCUGGAGUACCUAAGGAAAGCCUAUAACACAGGAGUCAGGAAUAUUGAGAUGGAGUCCACCGUCUUCCGAGCCAUGUGUCAUGUCUGUGCCAUCAAAAUAAAUCAGUCUCCAAUGUCACUAACUUUCUUUGACAGGGAAAAUUCAGUAAUCAAAUUUUAAUUACCACCCCAUAUAAAAAAUAAAAUGUUUUUACAUUUGUAACGGAUGUAACCUUUCUCUCCCCAGCGGCUGUCGUCUGUGUGACUACUUUGUUGAACCGUUUCGAUGGGGAUCAGAUCUCCACCCCUCAUGAUGUGCUAGUGGAGUACCAACAGAGACCUCAGGUCCUGGUGGCCCACUUCAUCAAGAAACGCCUGGGCCUCAUCGUCUGAAGCUCCCUCCGAUCACCUCUGCUGCCCAUGGACUGCACAUAGCUACAGCCUCGACUGUUAUGUGGACAUACACGGAGUGUACAAAACAUUAGGACCUCCUUCCUAUUGAGUUGCACCCCUUUUGCCUCUGACUGAAGUGGAUUUAACAGGUGACAUCAAUAAGGGAUCAUAGCUUUCACCUGGUCAGACUGUCAUGGAAAGAGCAGGUGUUCUUAAUGUUUUGUACACUCAGUGUAUGUAUACAGUCAUGUUGAUAUGUUAAGAUAUUAUUUAAAGUGUUCUAAAAGUACAUGAAGAUUUUACAGAUGUGUUGUAUCGUGUAUUGGAUUUGUUAAAUGAAACUCAAAGAGUGGGCUCUUACGCAAUUGUGUGGUA